Molecule: messenger RNA, 2658 nt
Organism: Pogoniulus pusillus (Red-fronted tinkerbird)
Lineage: Eukaryota; Metazoa; Chordata; Aves; Piciformes; Lybiidae
Product: inner centromere protein-like
Exons: 20
Coding region: 16-2544 (842 amino acids)
Biological process (GO): meiotic spindle midzone assembly; metaphase chromosome alignment; mitotic cytokinesis
Cellular component (GO): midbody; nucleus; meiotic spindle midzone
Source: RefSeq, a predicted model, not a curated record
GCCUGGGCCGGACUGAUGGGGGCACGCUGCAGGGCUAUGGCGGAGACUAACGGCCCCCUGCAGCUGCUGGAGGUGUGCAAGCAGAGGCUGUCCCGAUUCCUCCAUGAUGCUGAGCACAAGCACUUGGUCUGGCUGCGGGAGGUCGAGGAGCAGGGCAUGAGGAUGUUGGAUAGCAACUUUGGGGCUGAACCCGAAUUAAUGUCCAAAACACCCUCCCAGAGGAGGCGUCCCAAGAAAAGGCAACCCUCCUGCCUGAAAGAGGACAGUAAGGAGCCCAGCAGGAGGAGGUCGUCCAGGAGGAGAAGCAGCACCAAGCUAGGGCUGUCCAAGCCAAGUUCCCAGCGGCGCCUCAGCAAACUGCCACCCCAGGACCCCAGCCAGGAGGCAGAGGUGCCCACACCCAGCUGCUCGGUGGAGCCCCAGGCCAGCCUUGCAGCUGAGUGCCCAGUGCUGACUGGAACACAGCCACCAGAAGCACCAGUUCCUGUGGUGGAGACGGGUCCUCAGGGUGCCCCCUGUGAGGCUGGCACUAGGGAGCAGGUGCCCUGGGGGAAUGCAGCCCCUGAGCUGCCUGAGGCCUCUCCUAUGGCUGCCAUCUCUACAGCCAGGGAGGAGGAGAGUCCCGGAACAGUCAGAACCUCCACUCCCAAGGCUGCUGGAGAUGCUGCAAUGCUCCACAGACAUCAGUCUCCUCAAGGCCUGCCCCUCCAGGACUCCAACAGCAAAGCAACCCCAGGGAGACCAGACCCACGCCGCUGCUCGGGGCACCGAAGGAGCCGCAGAGCCUCCCUGGCAGGGAGACGCUCGCUGGGCAGCAGGAGGAAGAGCAUCAUCCACAGGUCUGUCAGCAGGGGCAUCUCCAGGAAGGCAGCAGCAAGAGAGUCCUCCUCAUCCUCAAGCUGCCAAAGCUCUGUGGAGGGGGUUGUGGAAGAUGAUGUGACUAGCAGCACCAGACCCAGGCUGGAACCCAACCCCCCAGGUGUAGAGGCUCCUGAUGACAUCCCUGCCUCGAGCAGAAGCAUGCAGGCUGCCAGCCCCUUUGCUCAGUGCUCCGUUCCUCAGCACCAGGAAGGAAGCUGUGCUGGUCUGAGCAGUGAGCCCCAGAAAGAGAGCCAGGAACCACCUCACUGUGCCAAGCCCCAGGAGAACCCCCCACACACAUGGACAAGAACCUGCAGGCAGGCAGUGGGUGCCCUCUGGAGCAGGCCACAGCGUCACGUCCUGUCCCCACUGGAUGACAAGCAGAAGAGUUCAGCAAACCAGACCCCAUCUUCCUCCUCCCCAGCCAGCAAGGUGGUCAGGCCACUGAAGAACUUCCUGCAGGCUGUGCAGCACAACCAGCUGCUGGCCAGCCCGGGGCCCUCUGGGCAGGGUGGGGGCAUCAAGAGCUUCAUCAGGCGCAACACCCCCACCAGGCCCAAUGUCAAGGGAGACUUUGUUGAGAGGGAGCGGCAGAGGCUGGAAAGCCUCAGAAAGAAGCAGGAGGCUGAGGAACAGAGGAGGAAGAAAGUGGAGGAGGAGAAAAGACGGCGUCAGGCAGAAAUGAGGCAGAAGAGGGAAGAGCGGCUGAGGAAGGCGCUGCAGGCUAAGGAGCGGGUGGAGCAAAUGGAGGAGGAGAAGAAGAGGAGGAUGGAGCAGAAGAUACUGCAGAGUGAUGAGAAGGGUGGUGGAAGAGACCUGUGGCUUUCUCAGGUACGUCCCUCACACCUGCGGGAUGAGAAGGUGGCAGAGGAGCGGAGCAAGAAGAAGGUGUCCAAGAAGCUGGAGGAGGCUGAUGCGCGGAAGCAGAAAGCGCCAAGGAGGGAGGAAAAUGAUCUUGAGAAGCAAGAACCACUGCAGAAGAGAGAGGAUGAGGUGAAAGGAAAGAAGGUCUGGGAACUGAGAAGUCUUGUAGAGCAGCGACAGGUGGAAUACAUGAAGGAGAGGGAUCACAAACAGCGAUGGAGAGAGAAGGUCCUCCAAGUCCAGCUGGAACCAGUGGGGUUCGCUGAGAAGAACAAAAAGGAGGAAGAGAGCCCCAAACUGCUGCAGCAGCUGCCUGGGCAGGAGAAGAGAGACAAGCCAGCAGAACUUGCUGCUGUGGCUUCAAACCCCUGGCUCAGAGCAGCAGCGAAGGAGGAUGCUCUGCAGGAGCCCCAGCAGCUGGGAAAGGAGAAGAAAAUCAAGGAAGCAGAAGCUCUGCCUGCUGCCUGUGACACGUGGCUGAGCAAAGCGAUGAAGAAGUCUUUCUCUUCCUCCUGCCUGGGGUCCUCAAAGGUGGAUGCAAACAACUAUGGGAUGGAUCUGAACAGUGAUGACUCCACGGACGAUGAGAGCGAGCCCCGGAAACCUGUCCCUGCCUGGGCCGAGGGGUCUCAGCUAAACCAAGCCGUUGUGCACCAGUACUACCACCCGGUGGACGUGGACGAGAUCUUUGGGCUGAUCCUCAGCCCCAAGCUGGAGGACAUCUUCGGCAAGAGCAAGCCUCGGUACUUCAAGCGUACCAGCUCGGCCGUCUGGAACUCCCCACCCGGCGUCCAGCCCACCUGCAGCUUCAAACCCUGAGGGCACAGAGCCUUGUCGGAGGGCAGCGUGGGCGGUGGUUGUGUGCUCUUGGUGCCUGCCUACGAUUUUAAGUUGUUUUGGUUGGUUUUGCACAGAAAUAAAUUAUUAAUAUAC